ACAUCGACAGGUUGGGUCUGAAGCACGACGAAGCCGGAAGAAACCCGGAAGUUAUCAGACCAGGUACUAGCGAAGUUCAAGCUACAUCAGCGGUUUCUUUCAAUUGCGUUUCAUAUCAACUAUAUAUAUUUUUUUAAAAAUGCCUGAAAUGCAGACAAAGAGGAUCCAAGCUGUGAAAACCAGCGCCAGUGAUGGUCUUGAUGGUUUCAAGGCCCAUUCAGUGUUUCAAGAAAUUAACAAAAAGCUGCAAGAGGAGGGAGAGCAGUUCGUGAAGAAGAUUGGUGGAGUGUUUGCCUUCAAAGUCAAAGAUGGCCCAGAUGGAAAAGAGGCGACUUGGUUCGUGGAUGUGAAGAACGGCAAUGGCUGUGUUCACAACGACACAGACAAAAAAGCCGAUUGCACCAUACACAUUACAGACACAGACUUGUUGGCAUUGAUGACGGGAAAGAUGAACCCUCAGACUGCGUUUUUCCAGGGCAAGCUGAAAAUCACCGGGAACAUGGGAUUGGCCAUGAAGCUCCAGAACCUGCAGCUGCAGCCCGGCAAAGCCAAGCUGUAGAUGACACGCUGGAUUAGAUUAUGCUUCGUGGAGAACUGAGCAGCGUUGUGGAUGCUGAGCUUCUCCCUGGGCUGAGGCAUUUCCCAGUUACCGACCUCCCUGAGUGAGCGGGGGAUUUAUCUGCACCCCCACAAGUCAUGAAAUAACUAGAUAAAGAGAUGAGGAACUUUCUAAUAAAGUAUUUUCAAUCUAGCGCAGAUAUUAUUUUUGACUGUUUGAGUAGAGCUGAUUGAUAAUGUUUGGAUACACGCACAUGUAAGUGCCUCCUUGUGUCGAGAGUCACAGGUCUUUCCCUGAACGUAUCCCCUUCUCUACGGUGUUGUAACAGCGCACCUCUUGUAUUAACUAUCAUGUGCAUCAAUCUUAAAACAACGUCUUUGUACUAAGUGAAUGAUCUGGUUUGGUGGGUGGUCUUGAGAUCGCACACAUCCUCUGGCGUGGUUAUGUAAGAGCCGUGAUUGAACUCCCGCCAUUGAUAUCGUGCAUCUUAUG
This is a messenger RNA of Synchiropus splendidus (mandarinfish), 1051 nucleotides long. It is a transcript of the gene scp2b, whose product is annotated as sterol carrier protein 2b. The record is from RefSeq and is a predicted model, not a curated record. Gene Ontology annotation, cellular component: cytosol. The transcript is spliced from 5 exons. NCBI's taxonomy places the organism in Eukaryota, Metazoa, Chordata, Actinopteri, Syngnathiformes, Callionymidae. The coding region runs from base 140 to 559 and encodes 139 amino acids.